AUGUCGUCAAGUCGGUCUUCAAAUAGCGGUGUCGCAGCUUCAGGCGACGGAGGUCAGGAAAAGCAGAAGAUGCUCCUCUCGUCGGAGACGGGUCACUUUAGCUUGGUCAGGGCGUUGCAUCUUGCUGAUUUGGUGACCGAGCUGAAUGGAUUCUUCAUGUCCGUAUUCUCGUCGAUGCGAUAUUGUCUAGGAGACCCACAUGAUCACGGUGCUAUUUGGGCCGCUCUCGGUUUCAUGCCCUUUGGUUUAUUCUUCGAUUUUAUGGAUGGCAAAAUCGCGAGAUGGAGGAAGAAAUCGUCCCUCAUGGGACAGGAGCUUGAUUCUCUGGCGGACUUGAUCUCCUUCGGCCUUGCACCAGCCGCAUGCGCAUUCGCUCUUGGAGCCCGCACCCUCGUCGACCAUCUUCUGUUGGCAUUCUUCGUCCUUUGUGGCUUAACACGGUUGGCCCGAUUCAACGUUACCGUCGCCGUGCUUCCCAAGGAUAAGACCGGCAAGUCCAAGUACUUUGAAGGCACACCGAUCCCGACAACAUUGAGCAUCGCUUCGCUCAUGGCGUACUGGGUAUCUCAAGGUUGGAUUCUCGAGGAUCUUCCUCUUGGAAUCGCCGCUCAAGGCACGCCAUUUGAGUUUCACCCCGUCAUUCUGUUGUUUGUCUUGCACGGCUGCCUGAUGGUCAGCAAGUCGAUAAAGAUUCCCAAGCCCUAG
This is a messenger RNA of Aspergillus pseudoviridinutans, 705 nucleotides long. RefSeq names its product CDP-diacylglycerol-serine O-phosphatidyltransferase. The record is from RefSeq and is a predicted model, not a curated record. The transcript has 6 exons. Gene Ontology annotation, molecular function: phosphotransferase activity, for other substituted phosphate groups. Gene Ontology annotation, cellular component: membrane. Gene Ontology annotation, biological process: phospholipid biosynthetic process. Bases 1 to 705 code for a protein of 234 amino acids. Lineage: Eukaryota; Fungi; Ascomycota; Eurotiomycetes; Eurotiales; Aspergillaceae.